Auanema sp. JU1783 is the source of this 930-nucleotide messenger RNA. NCBI's taxonomy places the organism in Eukaryota, Metazoa, Nematoda, Chromadorea, Rhabditida, Rhabditidae. The record is from the annotation of a GenBank genome assembly.
AUGUCAUCGGAGAAAAUUGUGAUUUUCGGAAGCAUUGUACAGGAUCUUAUCAGCUAUACUGAAGACUUUCCACGGCCAGGUGAGAGUGUUAGAGGCUCUCAUUUUUUGGCAGGCGGUGGUGGCAAGGGUGCCAAUCAGUCAGUAGCAGCUGCGAAACUCCAUGAGAAUGUUGUCAUGAUAGCCAAGGUCGGGAAGGAUAUUUUUGGCGAUUCUAACAUAAAAGGACUGCGAGACGCUGGCGUUAAUGUAUCUCAUAUUCAACAAAUAGAGGAAGCCAAUACAGCUACAGCAACUAUCACCGUGAACAAUCAAGGCGAGAACUCGAUUGUUGUGGUACUGGGAGCCAACUUGUACAUGGACGCAGAUUAUGCCAACAAGGUUGCUGACGAACUCAAUGGUGCAUCCAUUGUACUAUGUCAAGCUGAGAUCAGCCAAGCAGCGAAUAGAAGAAUCUUCGAGAUAGCGAGAUCAAAAGGAGUGCGAACUUUCUUCAAUCCGGCUCCUGGUGACAGAAAUCUGGACAAGAGUAUUCUGGAGCUUGUUGAUAUAGUAUGCACAAAUGAAAACGAAGCAGAGUUUCUUACUGGAAUCUCAGCUGAUACUAUUGAUAACGCUAAGAAGGCUGCGAGAAAAAUGCAACAAAUGGGACCAAGGCAUGUAAUUAUCACCCUGGGACCUCAAGGUGUCGUAGUCCUUUCGGAAGAAAAAGAGGAUGUAGUUGCGGUGGCUCCGACAAACGCAGUUGACACAACAGGUGCUGGUGACUGCUUUUGUGGUUCGUUCGCAGCCUUUUUAGCUAAAGGUUCUACGGUUUGGGAAGCAGCAGGAAAGGCUGCCUUGAUUGCAUCUCUAUCAGUGCAAAGAAAAGGGACGCAAUCAUCAUACUGGAGAAAAGAAGAAAUUGCUGAAGUUUAUCCAAAUAUAUUUUAA